Molecule: messenger RNA, 934 nt
Organism: Micropterus dolomieu (smallmouth bass)
Lineage: Eukaryota; Metazoa; Chordata; Actinopteri; Centrarchiformes; Centrarchidae
Gene: aspdh
Product: aspartate dehydrogenase domain containing
Exons: 8
Coding region: 45-881 (278 amino acids)
Biological process (GO): NAD+ biosynthetic process
Molecular function (GO): NADP binding; L-aspartate dehydrogenase [NAD(P)+] activity
Source: RefSeq, a predicted model, not a curated record
GAUACACACAGCUCUGGAGGGGUGUGGGAUUAUCUGCACAGGACAUGGCAACCAGCUCUUCCUCCCAAAGGAUUGGAGUUGUAGGAUAUGGACAUCUAGGGCAGUACCUGGUGGAGAGGAUCCUUAAAGAUGGAGCUGCUCUCGGUCUAACUCUGGCUUUCAUUUGGAACCGAAAUUCUGAAAAGCUCAAAGGCGUCGUUCCUGACGAACUCAUACUUGAUGAUCUAUCAUCCUUUGCAGACAGGCGAUGCGAUGUGAUUGUAGAGGUGUGCCAUCCACACAUAGUGAAAGAAUUUGGGCUUCACUUCCUGUCUCAGUCUCAUUUCAUGGUGGGCUCUCCCUCUGCCCUCUCUGAUACUGAUCUGAACCAGAAGCUGCGUCAGGCGGCUCGGCAGUGUGGUAGGACUCUCUACGUCCCCAGUGGAGCAUUAUGGGGUGGCCAGGACAUCCAGAGGCUGAAUGAUAGUGGGGCCUUGAAGGCUUUGUUUAUAAGGAUGUCCAAGCAUCCAUCCUGCUUCCGGCUGACAGGAGACGUCCUCUCUGACUGGACGGAGGGCGAGGGCAAGCGUGUUUUAUUCAGAGGCUCAGUGGCAGAGUUGUGUCCACUUGCUCCAAACAACGUUAACACCAUGGCAGCAGCAGCAGUGGCAGCAGGAACCCUCGGCUUUACUGCCGUUCAGGGAGAGAUUGUGUCUGACACAGCGUUACGUGACUAUCAUGUGGUGGAGGUGGAGGUGACUGGGCCUGAUGGCUUCUCAGUACACACAGUGAGGAAGAACCCAGCCAGACUCGGAGCUGUAACCGGCAGUGCAACUUACAACUCCUUCUGGAAUAGUUUACUUGUUUGCAAAGGUCAUGGUGGACGAGUUUAUUUGUGCUGAAGCAGACGGGAACUCAGCAGGAUUAAGGCCAAACGCAGCAAGAUCCAGAAAAA